UAUUGACGAAUGUAGUACAUAUAUGUAUAUAAAUAUGUAUGUGUGUGUAUACACACUCAUUAAAUACAAUUUUUCGACGAGUUUCGGAACUUAUAUUAUGACUCUUACACAUUGCUACACAUGUGACAAGCGGUACAUGUACACACUGCACACACAAUCAGAGAAUAAUACAAUCUGCGUCUAACCUCUAAAAGCCAUCAUUUGACGCUACUGACACAACUGGAUUAUUGUUAAAUAUUGGUGGCUGGAAUAAGUUAAUUAAGAGUAACGACAGUUACAAAUAUGCACCUAAAAUCGUCAAAAAGGAACAUUGUAGUCUAUCAGCUAGACUCAAUUUUAUACAAAUGUCUUUCGAUCAUGACGAAGAAUGCCUGAUUGCGGUAGAUACUAAAGGAUAUUUACAUUACAUCGAGUUGCUUGGGGAUGUUCCGAUAUACAAAAUACUGUGCAAAAUCGGACGACCUACCCUUCUGGCAUUUAAUCCUGUAUGUACAGAGGAGAUACUGAUAGGACUCGAAAGUGGUGACAUAAAGAUUUGGAAGCUUCAUACGGACGUCAAUGAGUUUUCUUUAUUAUCCGGUCACAAAUUGGCACCGACACACGUUUCCUUUUAUAAAAAUUAUUGUCUAACGAGUUCUCGAAAUGAGGUAAUAAUAUGGGAUCUGAGAUCUUACAAUAAAGCUCAUCAGUUAAAAGUUAGGAUACAGAACGCUGUCAAGAAAGCUGCCUUCUCAAAUGUGGGUCACAUCGUCGUGCUAUAUCACAAUGACACUAUGCAGACUUGGACGUUACGACAGUUGCAUAAGGAUACCAAAAUCGAUGCAAAGAUAUUCGGUAUACGUUACAUCAAAGAUUUUAUCUUCACAAGAGAUGGAAGAGCUAUGAUAAUGGGCGGUACGAGAAACAUAAGCAUUCUUAAUACAUACGAUUGGAGUUUAUUAAGAAAACUAUGUUUGCCUAAUAAUUUUGUUGAGGCAAAACAAUUAGCUGUCGUUCCAUGUCCAUUAGACGGUGGAGCAAAUAAAAUCCUUGCAUUUCUAUCCGCGAAAUGUACUCUUCAAUUUUGUGAUAUAAAUGCAUUAACUUUUCUUGAGACAGCUGUCCCUAUCGACAGAAUUAAGAAAUUUGCAAUGUCACCCACUGGUAGAUAUAUAGCGUAUAUAGAUCAGGAAGGAUGUUUAAACAUAAUGCACACGGACAAAGUAAUUUCGAAAAAAUGUUUUCAAUUUAACAGAUUGUUAAAACCAUAUAGAGUACAUGCGCACAAAGUAAAUGAUCAUUUGGAGUACGUUAGACGAAGCAUGAAGCAGGAAUUAAAAAUGGAACGACUAAUGCCUAUUUUGAAAGAAUUCGGAGAGUAUCCAGAGAAAUAUCGUACAUUAAUUUGGUCCACUAUUUUAAAAUUACCAGCUAAUAAAAACGCUUAUGUUGCCUUGGCAAGUAAGGUAACGCGUGGGAGAUUUGCAUUGAAUACCUUAAGAAAUCUUCCCUUGGCAGACAAAAGCAAAGCAUCGCUGUUGGCCAUGACGACAGAUUGCUUGCUGCAAUGGUGUCCUCUGCUAAUACAGAGUCCGUUUCUUCCCAACUUAAUUUUUCCAUUUCUCAUGGUAUUUCAGAAAGACCCCUUACUUGCCUUUGAGUUGAUUUUAAGUAUACUACUAAACUAUUGCCAAAAGUGGUUUGAAUAUCAUCCUUUGCCACCAUUGAAUAUUUUGGGGAUUAUUGAGAAUAUUCUCCUGGAAGCUGAUCCUACAUUAUUGAACGUCUUUUGCGAACAUGGAAUUACAAGUAGCGAAUAUGCAUGGCCGUUACUUCAAACUACAAUGAGCGAAGUACUGUCGGGAGACGAGUGGCUGAUUUUGUGGGAUCAUUUGAUAUCUUUUCAAAAACCUUAUCUGCUACUGAUGUGUGUCGUUGCGUAUAAUAUUUUUUCGAGAGAAAAUAUUAUCUCUUUAAUAAAGUCAUCGGGAGAUAUCAAAGUGUUUUAUAACACUCAAAGUCAUGUCAGAGCCAAGGAUUUGUUAAAGAUUGCGAGGAAGCUAGAUCAGGAGAUACCAAAACGAAUGCAUCCUAAUUGUUAUCUAAGGGAUAAACUAUUGCAAUUAAAUCAUAGUGGACCUUAUAUUUGGUUUAUAUCAAAAGAAUAUCCAAAAUUUCUUACUGAAAAUCUCAGCAUUGCAGAUUUGAGACAAUUAAAAAUGCAAGAGCAAAGUUUGCAAGAAUAUAAUUGUAAGGUUGCAGAUUUUGAAAAGAGAAGAUUACAUGCAGAGACUGAGGCUUUUGCAAAGCAAAUUCAUGAAACAAGAAUAAAUGAGGUACAAAAAUGCUUUCAAGAACAUGUUAAUAAUUUAAAUUGGAAAUGGCACAGCUUACUACCAAAUACAGAAAAAGAAAAGUUCUGUUAUCAUUUGUAUAAAGAUUCUGAUUCACUAUCUGGAAGGAAACAAGAAUGUAAUAAAUGCAAGCUUGUGGAAGAUAUAAUUUCGAAUUAUGAAGCUGCUGAUUCAAAAAAUUAUAAAAAAUUGCAACAAGAUGUAACAAUGCUCGAGUAUGAAGUGCAAAGUUUCUUGGAUUUACUGAGAUUUCAUAGAUCAAAGACGGAUAUUAAUUAGUAGAAUAUACUUUUGUAAUGUAAAAGCAACUAAGUUUAUAAGCGAAAUAAUAUAUUUUAAUAUAAUUAUCGCACAAUAGAAAUAAUAUAUUUUAAUUUGUCGUUU
Messenger RNA from Wasmannia auropunctata (little fire ant), 2717 nucleotides. Its product is annotated as TBC1 domain family member 31. The transcript is spliced from 5 exons. Gene Ontology annotation, cellular component: centrosome. Gene Ontology annotation, molecular function: protein binding. The record is from RefSeq and is a predicted model, not a curated record. NCBI's taxonomy places the organism in Eukaryota, Metazoa, Arthropoda, Insecta, Hymenoptera, Formicidae. The coding region runs from base 345 to 2612 and encodes 755 amino acids.